AUGAGCGGCAUCGUCAACAGCUCUUCCGCACCCAUCGGCUCGUUUAUUGCCGAACCUGUCACCGCUCUGCACCGAUUAGACCCGCGAGUUAAGCAGCUGUGGCUGCUCAUGCUGGUGCUGCUGCCAGCACGGUCCGGCCUUGACCUGCGCCUGGCCCUCUGUGCCUUCCUCAUCGCCCUCACGCUGCUCGCCCUGCCCGCCUCCAUUGCGCGGGCGCAGCUGUGGCGCUCGCUGCUCUUCACGGCCUUCAUCUUCCUGGGUCUCGCCUUCAGCACCGACGGUGUGCCUGCCUUUGUGCAGCCGCGCCCGCUGCCCCUCGCCCUUGAGCCCCUCGCCCUCGCCUCCUCCUCUGUUGCUGCCUCCGCAUCGCCGGCACUGGGUCCAGUGGCGUCCAUGGCACCGCUGCUGCCCUCCACCUACCGCUACGUGCUGCUGCACGUCGGCCCGCUGCUGCUCACCCGCCGUGCCGCCAAGCUCGCUGCCAUGGCCGCCUCACUCUCCUUCAUUGUGCUGCACGCGGCAGCGGUGAGUCUCAUCACAACGAGCCCCGAGGCCAUGGCGGGGGCGCUGCGGUGGGGCAUGCGGCCACUGAAGGCGGUGGGCGUGGGCGUGGAGGCGGCCAUCUUGACGCUGCUGCUGUCACUGCGCUUCCUGGGGCUCGUCUUCGAUGAGCUGCGCUCGCUGGCGCUCGGCACCGUGGCACGCGGUAUCCACUGGAGCAAGCUGCCGCCCCUCGCCAUGCUCGACCUGGUGCUGUCGCUAGCGGGGCGUCUUUUCCAGAACCUCUUCACGCACGCCGACCAGAUCUCACAGGCCAUGAUAGCACGGGGGUAUUCAGGAGACCCCACCACGCACCGCCUCUACUUCCUCGGCCACUUUGCUCUGCACGCCCGCGACUGGGCCGCACUGCUGCUGCUUGCUGCCAUCGUUGUGGCUGCUGCCUUCUCUGGCCUGUCAAACUACAUAUGA
Molecule: messenger RNA, 969 nt
Organism: Closterium sp. NIES-65
Lineage: Eukaryota; Viridiplantae; Streptophyta; Zygnematophyceae; Desmidiales; Closteriaceae
Source: the annotation of a GenBank genome assembly